This is a messenger RNA of Gossypium arboreum, 1277 nucleotides long. RefSeq names its product eyes absent homolog. The coding region runs from base 156 to 1076 and encodes 306 amino acids. The transcript has 6 exons. Gene Ontology annotation, cellular component: nucleus. Gene Ontology annotation, molecular function: protein tyrosine phosphatase activity. Gene Ontology annotation, biological process: multicellular organism development; cell differentiation; positive regulation of DNA repair. NCBI's taxonomy places the organism in Eukaryota, Viridiplantae, Streptophyta, Magnoliopsida, Malvales, Malvaceae. The record is from RefSeq and is a predicted model, not a curated record.
UAAACGACGCCAUUGUUAUUUGGUAUUUCUCUUUUCGGGUUUAUAUAUUCUCUGAGAAAAUUUAUUCGAACUGCGAAUACUGUUCUUUCAAUAGCAACGCUCAGCUCACUCAUUCUGCUCCAUCUUUGCCAUUGAACUCAUUGACCCAGAAAGAUAUGAAUAAUCAGAUAACAAAUGUAUACAUAUGGGACAUGGAUGAAACCCUUAUAUUGCUCAAGUCUUUGUUGAAUGGUUCUUAUGCUGAGGCUUUCGCCGGUUUAAAAGAUGCUCAGAAAGGUGUUGAAAUUGGAAAGAUGUGGGAGAAACAUAUUCUUCAAAUUUCUGAUGAUUUUUUCUUCUAUGAGCAAGUAUGUCUUGAGAUUGAAAACUGCAAUAAGCCUUUCCUUGAGGCCUUGAGCAAAUAUGAUGAUGGGCAGGAUCUGUCUGAUUAUGAUUUUAAUCAAGAUGGUUUUAGUCCUCCACAUGAUGAUCUCAACAAAAGGAAACUAGCGUACAGGCAUCGAAUCAUAGCCAACAAGUAUAAACAAGGUUUACACAAUAUUUUGGACCAGGAGAUGAUGGAUGUCUGGGAUGCAUUGUACAAAAUGACCGAUGAGUAUACAGAUGGGUGGCUUUCCUCUGCACGGGCACUCCUGGAGCAGUGUUUAGCUGGGAAUGAAGAUCCUACCAUUUGUAAUACCAUUGCUGGUGGGGUUGUCAGAUCUAAUGCUACAGGGUCCCGGCACAUAAAUGUUUUGGUGACUUCUGGGUCUUUGAUUCCUAGCCUUGUUAAAUGUCUACUCUUUCGACUUGACAAUUUGAUAUCGCAUGAAAAUGUUUACAGUUCAUGGGAUGUAGGGAAACUACAAUGUUUCCAGUGGAUCAAGGAACGUUUUGACAAUCGAAAUACCCGCUUUUGUGCAAUUGGAGAUGGAUGGGAAGAGUGCGAGGCUGCACAAGCCAUGAAUUGGCCUUUUAUCAAGGUAGACCUCCGGCCCAAUAGUUCUCACAGGUUUCCAGGCCUCACACUUAGAACAGUAGGUUUCUAUUUCUCUAUUGUGUAUAGGAACCCUGAUUCAGAAAAUGAUGAUGACUAAACCAUAAAUUUUUUUUUGUACAUAAAACCAGAGUUCAAACAUGUGGAACCUGCAUGUCUGAACAAAUAGUAUUGUUUGUAUAAGAGGAACCUCGGCUGCCUCUUAGGCUAUGUAUUGAUUGUAUAAUGACUAAUAUCUGGCAAUUUUCUUCUGGAUGCUGCCAUUAUACCUUAUGCUAAAAUGACAUACAUUUUCAUGGAA